This is a messenger RNA of Phalaenopsis equestris, 932 nucleotides long. RefSeq lists its product as uncharacterized. Lineage: Eukaryota; Viridiplantae; Streptophyta; Magnoliopsida; Asparagales; Orchidaceae. The coding region runs from base 120 to 605 and encodes 161 amino acids. The transcript is spliced from 4 exons. Gene Ontology annotation, molecular function: protein binding. The record is from RefSeq and is a predicted model, not a curated record.
GCGGUAUUGCUACCACCCACCGAAAGCGACUCUUUUGCGGAGUGAGGACUCCUGCACCGCUGAAGAAAGUUGGAUUCUUCGCUCUCCAUUCUCUCUUUCCUCCGCCUCCUCUCCCUUUUAUGGGAACACGGUCUCCAACUCUUACGAGUCUUCGCAAGUUCGCCCGCGUUGCAUCGGAGAGAGAAAAGGCAGCGAGGUUUGACCUGGUGAAGCCCACGCUAAAAUCGCUGGCUUCUUCUCGGGAGGAGGCCGCUGCGCCAAUCCCCGGCGACGCUGCCUGUGCGAGGCCGUUUAUGGAAGGUCCUCCAGGGACAGCGAGGCGGCGGGAAGAACGCCUGCCACUUUCUGACGUGGUGGCGGAUUGUAUGCGUCGUUGGUUCAGGGAUGCCCUUGCGGAGGCCAAGGCUGGCGAGGUCGCGAUGCAGGUUCUUGUUGGUCAGAUGUACAAUAGCGGCUAUGGCGUUCCUCGGAAUGAGCAAAAGGCAAAGGUAUGGCUUACUAAAGCUUCAAGGUACAGGUCUUCAGUUUGGAAGGUCAGCGAGAAACAUCCAGGUUAUAAUGCUAGUGAGUCAGAUUCUGAUGAGGUAAAGAAGGAUGAGAGUUGACAACCGAGUUUGAUUAGAGAUAUGGACCAUCUGUUAUACCAACAUGAUUUGUAGGAUUUCAGUAACAAAUAGAGUUGUUUUGUGUUACUGUGGACUACCUGCUCCGUUACUCACAUCACGUCAGCCUCGUAGCAGUGGGAGAUAGUUCUACGAUUGUCGCAAAAGUGUUUCAGCUCGUUGUGGUUUCUUUCGAUGGGCCAACAGUCCCACAUGGUACACUGCUAGCAGUGAUGAGAAUCCGAUGUUCUCCCAGGUUGAUAAUACAGCUGAGGACAAACGUAGUCAAAGUUUGAAAUUGAAUAUUUUAAUAUUUCUUAUUAUAGUUGU